CCAUAAUUCCAGAGACACAAACAGGAAGAAUGGGAUGUUUUAGUAAGCCUGCUUAUCGGUGGCAUUGAAUAAGAAUUUAGCUGUUUUUACUUGAAAAAGCAAGACUGCAGGUCGCCAAUCAUGUCUUUCAAAAGGGAGGGUGAUGAUCAGUGUCAGCUGAAUGUACUGAAGAAACGACGUGUUGCAGAUCUUCUGUCUAACUUCAUCCCAGAUGAUGAAGCUACUCUGAUGAAAAACGGAAGAUACAGCUGCCUUGUGUGUUCUCACCGUCCUGUGUUUGACACUGUUGAUAUGCUCAUGGUGCACAGGAAGGGAAAGCGACACCUUGAAGGAAUGAAAUGGUUCUACGGGAAAAAGAACGACAUGCAACGUGAAAUUGAUAAAAGAAGACAUCAAGACUAUGUUAAAACAGAAGAUGAGCGACAGGAACCCUCCAGUUCAGCUCCUCUUCUGAGCCAAACACGUAAAAUUACCCAUCAUGCCCUACUCAGAACUGCUCCAUACAGUAGCUGCCACAGAAAGGCCAGUGAACGAAUGGAAUCGUCAGGAUGUGAUCAAGAAGAUAGGAAAGAUCAAAUCAAUAUCAGCUCAUCAACUCAAUCAUCCAUUAGGACAGAAAGUAUUGGCUCCAUAUCAACAACUAGUACAAUAGUGCAUCAGGGACAGACUGAAGGGAAAGGAGUGACAAAAAAGAAGAAGAACGGAUCCAGGAAUGUGUGUGAGCCUAUAACCGAGGAGAGACGCAGAGAACUGGAACACUACCUCAAAUUAAAAAGUUCGGGAUGGCUGCAGGACAGAAGUGGUAAAUGGGUUAAAGAUGAAAAUGUUGAGUUUGACUCGGAUGAAGAAGAACCGGAUCUGUUGCCUCCUUGCAGUGAAUCUUCAUAGCACUCGAUACUGUUCAGCAACUGCCAAAAAUGCUUCAGGAUACAUAUACAUACUGAGUGGCAUGUGAUAGGACGAUAUUGUCUCUGUUCACAGCUCUCAUAUGACAUCUCUGUGACCUACUUUAUAUACAACAGGUCGAAACUUUAGGACAUUCUUUUUGGAAAAGAGUUUGUGCUGUUGCAUUUUGUAAAUUGUAUUAGUACCAUGUACUUGACAUCUUGUUUAACCAACAGAGGAUGUUUUAUUAUAGAAAAUGCAAAAAGAAUUGUCAUAUUUCUAUGUGAAUAAAGUGAGGAGGUUGUGGCUCAUUUUGUUGAA
Messenger RNA from Labeo rohita (rohu), 1206 nucleotides. It is a transcript of the gene scnm1, whose product is annotated as sodium channel modifier 1. The transcript has 8 exons. The record is from RefSeq and is a predicted model, not a curated record. Lineage: Eukaryota; Metazoa; Chordata; Actinopteri; Cypriniformes; Cyprinidae. Gene Ontology annotation, cellular component: nucleus. Gene Ontology annotation, biological process: RNA splicing. The coding region runs from base 121 to 888 and encodes 255 amino acids.